Molecule: messenger RNA, 1371 nt
Organism: Pteronotus mesoamericanus
Lineage: Eukaryota; Metazoa; Chordata; Mammalia; Chiroptera; Mormoopidae
Gene: RBX1
Product: ring-box 1
Exons: 5
Coding region: 83-409 (108 amino acids)
Biological process (GO): ubiquitin-dependent protein catabolic process; protein ubiquitination
Cellular component (GO): nucleus; cullin-RING ubiquitin ligase complex
Molecular function (GO): zinc ion binding; cullin family protein binding; ubiquitin protein ligase activity
Source: RefSeq, a predicted model, not a curated record
GACGCGCCGGGUCCGGAGUGCGAACUAGGAGUGCGCUGGUGCGCAGGCGCAGUGGACGGACAGCAGAUCGUGUAUUUCCAAAAUGGCGGCAGCGAUGGAUGUGGAUACCCCGAGCGGCACCAACAGCGGCGCGGGCAAGAAGCGCUUUGAAGUGAAAAAGUGGAAUGCAGUAGCCCUGUGGGCCUGGGAUAUUGUGGUUGAUAACUGUGCCAUCUGCAGGAACCACAUUAUGGAUCUUUGCAUAGAAUGUCAGGCUAACCAGGCGUCUGCCACUUCUGAAGAGUGCACCGUUGCGUGGGGAGUCUGUAAUCAUGCUUUUCACUUCCACUGCAUCUCUCGCUGGCUCAAAACACGACAGGUGUGUCCGCUGGACAACAGAGAGUGGGAAUUCCAAAAGUAUGGGCACUAGAAAAAGAAUAUUUUUCCAUCAAGCUCAACUGUUCUGUUAUUCAUUUAAUGACUUGCCCUCCUGUUACUUAAUUAUAAGUUAGAUAGAACCGUGUCUUUUCUGCUUUGUCUUUUCAGUUUGCUAAUCUGCAGUCCUAUUGUGUUCUGUGUCGAAUAAAAUCCAGUUGGAUUCUAGAACAGAUGCUGUCUCUUGUGUAUGUGAAAAAAAGUGAACAUAAAUAAAGGGUCCCCUCUUCCUAGAUAGGAAAGCCAGCUUGUGAAAAUGAGACGUUUGUUCAUAAGAGCCAGAGCAGAGGUGUCCUGCGAGCGCGUCACUCAGUCACAAGGCUUCUGCCCACAGCCCGAUUACUGAUGGCAGUCAUGGGCAAGUCACUUCUGCUCCAGGUGGCUCCUUAGGACUCAGUGGCAUCAUGUGGGCCCAGGAAGAGGCUUUGUAAACUCUAAAAGCACUAUACAAAUGUUACCUUGGUAUAUGAUAUGUUGCUUUCUCUUAAUUUAGAAAAGUAAAUGUGAAAAAAAACUUAGUAAUUUUUGCUGGCAAAAGAAUAAUUUAUAAACUCAAGUUUAAAAUUUGUGUCACUUAAAAUUGAAUUAACAAGAGAAUUCAAGUUUCUUCCACCCACCACUCUUUGAAAUUUGUUUCAACUGCGUUGGCCGUGGUGGACCUGCCCAGCGGCCGCACAGAGCCUUUGACUGAGAAGCAGUCUGGUUACUGCAGUGGUUCUCAGAGCAGCCUGAGGGCUCCCGGGGCACCGGAAACCCUUUCAGGAGGUUCAUGAAGUUCCUUUUCCAACUGCCUGCCUGUUUGAGGGCAGCUUUUCUUUAUGUUAUUCAAUCAAAGCAACAUAUUGAGUGAAGAAGCAAACAUGAGAAUUGCAGCUGUCUUCUUUUAAGUCAGAUAUAGAAGAGAUUUUCAAAAAUGUAAAACAAUGCCACUCAUCUAAAUUUUUUGUUUUGAAAAAU